AUGAUAGAAAUAGAAGAUAUUACAGAUAAAUACAGGCUAGAUGAACUGAUAUCAAAUUUUUACAAAAUACAAGACAUUGAAAAAAUUAAUUAUGCCCAAUAUUCACCACCAAACCAAAAUGAUCAAUGGUCCAUUUAUAUGGAAUUCUUUUUAAGAAAGGAAAAUCCUAAAAUUUUGUUAGCCCUGUUAUCAAGAGAAUUAUGGUGUUUUAGUAUAAAUAAUGAUCCUUUACCGAAAUUACCGUCCAAGUUUGAUAUAUUUAAUCAAAGUAUUAAUUAUUUCACAAACAAUUUUACUGCUGAUACAAGUCCUAUUGAAGUCCAAUAUGUUCAACCAGUAAAAUGCGGCGAAUUUAAUUCAGAUUAUUCAAAACCAAACUUACCUCCUUAUUAUGCACUUUUCUUAAAAGCCAUACGGAGAUCUAUUUAUAUUAAUUUGAGUAUUAACUCAAAUAGUAGUUUGAUUCAGUAUGGGAAUGGAUGUAUAUCGUUAUUAGAUAACCAUCAAAUCAUUUCUAAUUAUGUAAAGUUCAGGUCCACAAACGGUAGUAAGACAAAUAUCAAUAGUAAUCCGAUAUUACAAAUAGAACCCCAUCUUUUUGCUAAUAGUAUACUUGCAGUAUCUGUCUGCUUAAAAGAUUUAAAUUUAAUAAAAUUAAAAGAGGAACACUUACAAGAUGAGAAAUUUUUGUUGGCACAUUCUCUCUAUUUAGCACCUUCUGGCAUUAGAAUGAAGAUUCUUACUGAGAAUGGUUUAUCUUCCUUGAAUACCCCUUUUACUAAAUCACCUAAAUUAUGGGCACCGCCACCCAAUGCGGAUAUAUUAUUAAGAGCUUUGCAAAUUUCCCAUGGAAUAACAUUGAAGAAAAAAGAUCAAUUGAAGUGGAUAGCGGUGAUGCCAGAUCUUGAUUAUUUAAAUGGAAAUACUCCAAGUAUAACAAAUUAUAAUAAAUUAUCUGCUAAGAAUGAAAAAAAAAUUAUUUGGCCUUUAGAUCUUUGCUUUGUUCAAAUUCAUGAUGUAAAAAACAAUAUUAAUAGCAAUAAUAUUAGAGACAAUAAUAUUCUUAAUGAAACUUCUACAAAUAAUGAUAUCGAACUAAAUUUUAAUGAUACAGAUAUACAAUUUGACAAUUUAAAUGAUGUUAUGAGUACUAUAGAUGAUUUCAUACAAAUACGACAAACUGCAGCACUGAGAACUCCAGGUAGUUCAGGCACAUUAAAUACGAACCCACUGAGCUCAGGAGGUGCAUAUACGGAACAAUUUCAACAAUAUUAUAAAAACACAGGUGUUUCAAUGCUUCAACAAUCAUUCAAAAAUAAGAUAUCCCCAACAAAUUCAUAUUCAAACGUAUCACCAUCCUUGACGUCAUCUAUGGAUAAGAAUAUACCUAUUGAUAAUGAUGCUUUUUCUACAGAAUUUUCUAUGACACCUAUUACUACCUUAGACAAUAACAAUGAAUUAUUUUCCACAGAGAAGACAAAGGUAAAGAUAGAUAAUUCUUCUUUAUCACCUUUAAAAAGUAUCGAAGACAAAAAAUUAAACAUAGAAAAUCUAAGAUUAGUCCAAGAACUUCAUGAAACUCACGAUAAAUUAGAAAACGUUAUGACUACUACAGAAAUACAAAUAUUAAAUGAAUCUGACAACAUUGACAACAAUGAUACUAAUGAUAAAGACUUAUUUGGUGAGGAUGACGAAGAUGAGGAUUCUAAGUUGAUAUUAAUCAACAAUAAAGAAUCUGACAACAAUCAAAGUAAACUAAACAAAAUAACUGCCAACAAGUCAAAUAUGGAUGAAGAAGAUGAUCUUUUUGGUGAAAUGAAUGAUACAUCUAUAGAAGAAAAAAAACACGUUUCUGAAAAAGCUACUUCCGAUGAGAUUACGGAGGAUAUGUUCGGCAUGUCUGAUGACGAAGAUAACUCGCGAGAAAAUAUGAGAAGUACAAUCGAGGAACAUCCUGCUAAUGAGUCAUUUUCUAAUAAUGAGAAUAAAAAAGAAAAUAACAAGCUAAGUUUAAAACGUAAAUAUUUAGAUAUACCAUUAGAAGAAAUUACGUUAUCAAAUAGUCCACUUUACACAGAUCCAGGUGCACCUUUACCAAUAGAAACACCUCGAGAUAAAAGAAAAAGUGUUUUUGCUCCAUUAACUUUUAAUCCGAAAAUUGAAAGUGAUGUUGAUAAUAAAUACAAAAAUGGUGGUAAGUUUUCAUUUAGUCCAACUCAAAGGGAUGAAGCAUUAAAAUUUGAUAUAUCUGUUAGUAAUGUGUCAAGUUCAGAUGAUGAUGAGGGUGAAGAUGACGAAAGUGAUUCGAGUUUUGAAUCAAUUGAAUAUAAUAAUAUUAAACAAGAACUGAAAUUAUUUGAUGGUAGUGUACAUGAUACGCAAUUUUUAAACUAUCAACCAAUGCUAGGUGUUCAAGAGUCUGUUCCUCCGUCUUUGAUAUCCGGUGGUUAUUCUUUAUCUGCUGAGUCAUAUUCUAGGGAUACUUCAAAUCCAAUUUGGAAACUUUCACAUCCAACUAAUGAACAAAAUUUAUCGCCAAUAAAAGGUACUACUUCUAAUUUUGUGAUAGAUACAGAUAAUGUGCCAGAACAAUCAUCUACUGAAGAGAUUAAAGAAUGCCUAUCUGAUAUAGCAAAAUCAGAAGAUCUACCUGUUUCAAAUUUACCGGUUACUAAUCUCUAUCAAACAAGCCCACUAUUUAAUACGCUUCCAUUUUUGUUGAGACAUAUUCCUCUUUCUUUGGUUCCUGAUAUAUAUCUACCUUCUAAUCCGAAAAUAGAAAUAACGACAGCAAACAAAGAUAUCUUAAAUAUUAUUUGUGAACAAAUUGUAUUUGAUAAUGACUUACUGGAUAACUUGAAUAUUCCAUGUGUUACUUAUGAUAAAAUAAUUUUGAAUUCAGAUGGUUUUAUUUCAAACACGAUGCAGAAUAUGUUUCCAUAUUUUACUGCUCUAAAUGGACCUGGAUUGGUUAAUAAAAUCUACAGAAUGAAACAACCUUUCGUAUUUAUCAAAAAGCAACAUGAAAUUAUUAAAAUUAAGUCUGAUUCUCAUCCCUUUGGCAAGUUUUUAAAUUUAAAGCCACCCAUGGGUAAUAAAAAUUUCAAAUUUUUUUUAUUGACCGAUUCAUCAGAUAUUGUAUAUGAAAUGUUUGUAUCUACAUUAUCUCAAGCGUAUAUUAAUUAUGAAUUUGGGUUUUGUGAAUUGCUAAAAUUGACACCUACCGAUACAAGUGGAUUAAUUCAAUUAAAAACAUUUGAACAAAGUGAAUUAUUGCUUCUUGCUGCUCAAAUUGUAUCAUAUUGCUCGACUAGUAAGAAUUUAGGAAAAGAUGCAACUUUACUGAUUAUAUUGCCAUUAGAAGUUAACACUCUCAACUGUUUAUUAUCUAAUCUCAAAGUUUUUCAAGUCAUUAGAGAUGAAGUAAGAUCCAAGAUCCCACAUAUUGACUUGCUUUUAAAGGUAAUACCACAUGAUUUCAUAAAAAACCCUUUAACUUCAAUAGAUGAAUAUUACAAUCUUUGUGUUAGCAUUUACAAUAUUUUGUGGCCAAAAGAUAUUAAAUUUACUGCAAUUGCACAUAAACUUCCAAGUAAGAUAUCUUUUAAAACCUUUCAAAAUAAUGAUGGAUUAAGUGCUAUAACUUAUGACUCUUAUAUCCAUAUAGCCUACUCUAGAAGCAUUGACAAAAAGUGGGUAUUCUGUGCGUUAAGUGAUAGUGAUGGAAAAACUAACAGUGUUAAAUCAUGGUACGUCGGGAAUUCUAAACAGAAGUUUGAUGAUGCUUGUACACAAUUAUGGACAAUGGCAUUGCAAUUGGCAUAUAAGAAAUACGGUAAGAUAUGUUUGAUUUUAACUAGAUUGAACGGUAUUUUACCUGAUGAUGAAUUAAUCAAUUGGAGGAGAUUGUCAAGUAGGAGUAUUCAUCUAGCUGUUGUUUGUGUUGAUGAAGAUACAAAAAAUUCAUUUUAUGAUGGGGAUAGAAUGUAUCCAAGCUUUAAACCACUCGUUAGAAAUCCUAAAUUGUUUGAAAUGAUUGAUUAUUCUAAUUUAGAUAAUUAUGAGGUAGUUAACAUAGACGAUGAUAUACAUGGUGUUAUUUUUCAGAAUCCAUUUCCAUUAUCUAAUUCUCAACAUAGAUGUGCUAUAAAAAGUGGUGCCCUAGUUAGAUUUAAUGUGACUGGUGAUAAAACGAUAUGGGACAAAUUGGAAGUUAAUUUGUUAAAUUGUCCACAUUCAGAUAGUACUAAAUUACUCGAGAUUGUCUUAGAAGAAUUUAGAAACCUUGCUGCUUUAAGUAUAUGGUUUGGUGUUUCUGAUGGGAGAACAUCACAUAUCCCAUGGCAUAUUUUAGCAGUGAAAAAAUUGAUGAACACAUUAGUGCAUAUAGAAGUUGAUUUAAACGAAUCUCAACCUGAAAAAUAG
Arxiozyma heterogenica is the source of this 4425-nucleotide messenger RNA. It is a transcript of the gene SSN2, whose product is annotated as Ssn2p. Gene Ontology annotation, molecular function: transcription coactivator activity. The transcript has a single exon. NCBI's taxonomy places the organism in Eukaryota, Fungi, Ascomycota, Saccharomycetes, Saccharomycetales, Saccharomycetaceae. The record is from RefSeq and is a predicted model, not a curated record. The coding region runs from base 1 to 4425 and encodes 1474 amino acids. Gene Ontology annotation, biological process: positive regulation of transcription by RNA polymerase II. Gene Ontology annotation, cellular component: mediator complex.